Molecule: messenger RNA, 513 nt
Organism: Microthlaspi erraticum
Lineage: Eukaryota; Viridiplantae; Streptophyta; Magnoliopsida; Brassicales; Brassicaceae
Source: the annotation of a GenBank genome assembly
AUGAGUAGCUCCGGUCCUCCGCUUCACAAUAUCUUCGUCUACGGUAGCUUUCAGGAGCCUGAUGUCAUCAAGGUCAUUCUUGAUCGUGUCCCUGAGAUGAUCUCUGCUACACUCCCUGGCUUUAAGAUGCUUAGCCUUAAAGGACGUUUGUAUCCAUGUAUUGUGCCGUCUGAGGAAGGAGACGUCCAUGGAAAGGUACUAACGGGAUUAAACGAUAAAGAGCUUAAGAAUUUAGAUACGUGUGAGGGUAAUGAAUAUGAGAGAGUGACAGUUGGGGCUGUAAGGGAUGAUAAUUUUGAUAAGAUGCCUGUGAAAACAUAUAUAUGGAUUAAUAAGGAUGAUCCUGAAAUGGAUGGAGAAUGGGAUUUCGAGGAGUGGAAACGACUACACAUGAAGAAAUUUAUAAAUACGUACAAAGAUAUCAUGGAAUCUAAGAGGAACCCUCAAGUAAAAGAAUCGGAUCCAAUCAAAACUGCCCUACGCGAAGAACCCGAGAAUGGUCCAUCUUCUUGA